Messenger RNA from Caenorhabditis sp. 36 PRJEB53466, 937 nucleotides. NCBI's taxonomy places the organism in Eukaryota, Metazoa, Nematoda, Chromadorea, Rhabditida, Rhabditidae. The record is from the annotation of a GenBank genome assembly.
AUGGACGAGCGAACAAAGUUUGCGCAUGCUGCUGAUCUCAAGAAGUUUGCCUUCUUCGGUUAGUGAUUUAAACUUAUAAUUUAAAUAAAAUUGAAAUGCAGGAGUGGCGGUUUCGACUGUAGCCACGUUGAUCGCAAUCAUCGCGGUCCCACUCCUCUGCAUCCACAUGCAGACUGUCCACUCCGGACUCUCCGAUGAGCUUCUCUUCUGCAAGAACAAGAACGUCAACAUGAAGUGAGUUAUAAUUCGAUUAUAGAAAUAUGAAUGGAUCUGCAGGAGUGAAAUCGAGAAGCUCUCGGUUAUCCGUGAUUCUGGAAGACAGAAGCGUCAGGCCCCACACACUUGUUGCUCUUGCGGAAUCGGAGAGACCGGACCCGCUGGAGUUCCAGGACAAGAGGGAGCCCCAGGAAACGACGGAAAGCCAGGACAGCCAGGAGCUCCAGGAGCUGACGCCGAUGAGCAAGGAGUCCACUACCAGCCACCAGAGUUCUGCUUCGAUUGCCCAGUUGGACCAGCAGGACCAGUUGGAGGACCAGGACCAAAGGGACCACCAGGACCACCAGGAGGACCAGGAGAGCAGGGAGGAGCUGGACGCGGUGGAAACCGUGGACCACCAGGACCACGCGGAGGACCAGGAGAGGCUGGACCAGACGGAGAGGCCGGACGCCCAGGACAAGGUGGACAGACCCGCUCGGUUCCAUCGCCACCAGGACAGCCAGGACAGCCAGGAGAGCCAGGAGCACCAGGAGAGCCAGGACCAGACGGACGUGCUGGACAUCCAGGACGCGCUGGACCACCAGGACCACCAGGAGACAACGGAGGUCAGGGAGAGCCAGGAAAGGACGGAGAGGACGGAGAGAACGGAGCUGCUGGAGCCGCCGGACCAAAGGGAUCUUGCGACCACUGCCCACCACCACGCACUGCCCCAGGAUAUUAA